CAACCACAACAACAGAACUUUCAGUUCAUAACAGACAGCUACUGAAGGGAAAAAAAAAAACCACCUUCCCCUUUCUCUUUUACUUCGGUCUGAAAAUAAAAAACCUUAAAAAACGCUAACUCCGUCGAUGCUACAAUGGACUCCGACGAGAGAAUGACGGCUUUGAAGAGGGCGUAUGCGGAUAUAAUUUUGAAUACGGCGAAGGAAGCGGCGGAGAGGAUUAUGUCGUCGGAGAAGAAAGCUAUUAGGUAUAAGCAUGAGCUAAAAGUGGCGAAAGAGGAGGCAGUUGGGAUGUUGCUGCGGCUUAAGCAGAUGAUGGAUUCUAAGAUUAGGGAAGCAGAGUUGACGUCCUUGAGUCAACAGAGGAAGAUUGAUGAACUUGAAGCUCAACUUCAGGAAGCAGAAGAUAUCGUGAGUGAUCUCAGAAUAGAGCUGAGUGAUGUUCAGGAUGAACUUGAAAGGGUGACCAGCUGCAAAGAGAAUGGAGUACAGAACUUAGAGGAAGUUAACACUGCUCCUCCUGGAGAACCACACGAGGAGAACAUAGUGGUGUUGCCUCUAGCAUCACAGGAGGAGUCUGUGACAAUUUCCAACACAGAAAUUAUGAAUAUGAAGCAGAAAACUCAGGGCUAUCAGUCCUGUAGCAAUAUGGUUCAAAUUGGAAAACCUAACAUUGCAGGUCCAGAUUUACCCUCUAUAAUUUUGAGAAAUAAAGUGCCAGAGCUAUACAGAAAUGGGUGUACACAGAGAAUUCGUGCUUGUGAAGGAAACCUUUUAGAUGGAGAUCUAUCUGUUUCUAAAGGAGUUGAAAAGAUUAGAAAUGAAAAUGGUGAUGGAUUCGAUGAAGGUGAAGGGAUAGAUUUAGCACCUAUUAAUAAGGUUGAUAAUGUGGUUAAUUCACAGGAAAAUAUACAACCAGCAGAUGACCUGCUUAGCAACUGGCACCUGCUAAAAUCUGUUCGCCGAAAAAGAAGAAGAGCUAUGAGAAAUAGAAAAGCUGAUUAUCCUUCGCCAGGAAGCAGUCCUGAUCAUUUCCUGAAUAUUGAUAAGACGUCAAACACUGGUAGCUUGACUGCUCACUCCAGCCCUGCUAGCGAUUGUGGUCCUGGUGAAGAUCCUUCUCAUAUGGGCCAUGGUUUGUCAAUAGAAAAAGCUGAACCAGACGUGAAGCUGGGAUUCACUGAAAUGCACGGAAAUGAACCACGGAUUGCGGAAUCUUUUCGCCGAAAAAGAAGAAGAGCUAGGCGAAACAGGAAAGUUGAUUAUGUUUCUCCAAGAAGCAGUCCUGAUCAUUUCCUUAAUACCGUUAAAACAUCAAACACUGGUGGCUUGGCAGCUCACUCCAGCCCUGGUAGAGAUUGUGCUCCUGGUGAAGAUCCUUCCCAGAUGGGCCACAGCUUGUUGAUAGAAAAAGCUGAACCAGACAUGAAGCUGGGGUUCACGGAAAUGUACGGAAAUGAACCACAAUAUGCUAAAUUGUCUGGUGUUCUAAGUUCAACAGUCGUGGAAGAGUUGGUAAUGGCAAAGAUAGACUCCCCCAGACAAGAAAGUAGAUCUUUGGAGAGCUUAGAGGUUCCUGUUGACAGUCUUGAUUUUGAAAAUGUUAGUAGUCAGUCUUUGAACUCAUUGACAAAGAUAGCUGAAGUAUAUGGUGAAGUUCCUAGCCAAACUUCAAAAGAUAGAGUCAUCAAAUACACCUUUCAAAGAAAGAGGAAGAGAGAGCAGUUCAGUGUAUCAGAAGAGAAUGCUCCAAUUGAGAAGAGCUCUUCAAAGGAAAUAAAUGAAGAAAAACUAAAUGGUCAUGUAGAGCCAAAAAUGUCAAAUUCAGCAACAGAAUCAUCACGUGACAGUCGCCGAACGGCACAGGUUGCGCGACAGCUAAUUUCUUUGUCUGAGAAGAAGUGGUGGCAGUGAAUAAGAGUUCACGCCAGCACAAGUAGUGGCAGCAGAAAUUCAUGAUGUUCUUUCCAUCUUUGGAGAUCAUUUCAAGAAGGAUGUAAGGACUGAGAGUUGAUCGAAUUGAUACAUGAAGGCAUGAUGAUGUGUAAUAGGUUGACGAUGUUUUUUGUUGCCAUGUUGUCGUACUGCAAUAUAUAUAUAUAUAUAUAUAUAUAUAUAUUAAAAACUUGGAAUUGUUUACAGUGAAAUGUUCAAUUUAUUUUCGAUAAGAAUCUCAAUUGUCUGAUUUAUACAUGUGUUGAUUCUUGCGGUUUUUUUUGGCCUACAUUGCUCGUGUAAAGGGCUGCUGAUUUCUGUUGCUACAUGUGAUUGAAUUUCUGUAAGGAUUUGUCAGUGUUGGAUUGCUUGGAGUUUGGGGAAACUGCUCUUUUAUUUAAGUAUUUUUUUGGUUGGUUCUCCCUUCGAUGGCCGAUACAUGCGUUAGAGCUUGACUAAUUCAAAUUUACGUUGCAUAGGACUCAUUUCUGGAAGCACUCCUUAUCAUGGAUGUUCACUAGAACCCCAUUUAUCAGCAUAGUUUACCAACGUACAAGUGAUGGAGGCGAGAAGCACAAAAAUCUUUCAAGAGCAAACACUUGGAUUACACAUUACAAGUCCACAGCCUUAACAUGAAUAAAUUAAUACUAUGUAUCUAACACGAAUUUCUACUUGGAAACCUGAUUAGGCGGAAGAUAUAUUAUACUCUACUAUGGUAGUGACACUUUAGUAAUUAGCUAUCUAGAUUCUCACCUUGUUUGUGAGAAUUUGAAUAUUCAUAUUGUAGUCUCCUUUCCAUUUUCUCUUUAGUGAAAAAGUAAAUAACCUUAUACGCGUAAAGAAGUGUUAAGAAAACAUAUUAUUGAUUUAUGAUGUACUGAACUUAGAUAUGAUCCUACCUCACCGCCUACGGUUUCGGUGGAAGGAAUAAGUACUCCUCCAUCCUUAAUAAAAAUUUUCGAUUGACGACUAGGGUGACGAGACCUCACCCACAAAAAAUUUCGAUUUUGUAGAAAGCCAUUUUUUGCUAGGAAGCAUUUAAUAAACCCCUAUCAUUUUAAUGUGAGAUUUCUCGACGUGAAUCCAAAUUAAUUGGACUUCAAAGUUAAUACCAAAUAUUGGUGUGAAACCGAAAAAGAAGCAUUUAACUACUUGUUCAACUUCUGUCUAACAGUGUUUGUGAUAGUUGUGAAUAGAGAGAGAGAGAGAAUUAUGGGGUUGGUAAGGAAAGCAGGAGAUUGGGCAUUUAAAGUCUUCUCGGCGGGGCUGGGAGUUGCCACCAUAUUUUUUGCUGCUAAUUUCUCUGUCAACGUCUACCGUGGUCUCUCUUGGCAUAACCCCCAAACGCUCUACUAGUCAGCUAUCUGAUAUGGGAGCUCAUUUUCUUCCCACAGAGGAUUGAGAAGGAAGGAUCUAAAGUCCUGGAGCAGCAAGAAUGACGGUUUGACAAGUCCUAUACUUUCACGGUGGCGUUGCUACUUGCUAGCUGAGUUCAUGCUAUAAGUUCUGAAUCUUUUUAAAGUGAUGCAGUAACUUCAACACGAAUAUGACUUACAUUCUGUUCUUUUUGUUGCUGGCUUAAUUAUAGCAGCUGAUGACCGUUAAAAACGGAGUGGGAAUGAUUUUUGAAAUUCAUAUGCGUGAAUUGAAAUUAUACCAAUUAGUUUGAAUUGA
Capsicum annuum is the source of this 3609-nucleotide messenger RNA. RefSeq lists its product as uncharacterized. The record is from RefSeq and is a predicted model, not a curated record. Bases 136 to 1914 code for a protein of 592 amino acids. NCBI's taxonomy places the organism in Eukaryota, Viridiplantae, Streptophyta, Magnoliopsida, Solanales, Solanaceae. The transcript has 5 exons.